AUGAAGGAGGAAGAGGCCGAAGCCGAAAUGGCGGCUGCGCUUCAGGCUCAAAUCCGAAGCCUGGAGCAAGCCGAGCUGUCCCAGAUGCGGCAAGGUGCGCAGCUCCAACUUCGCCUCGAAGCAGCGCAGCGGCAGCUGCAAGAGUUGGCGGAAGGCGCCGAGGCUCAGCGGCAAGCGCGCGUGGAGCAUCUUCAAGCUGAAGAAGUCCAGGCCGCGCGCAGAUUGCAAGGCGAGCUCCAGCUGCAGCUGGAAGCACUCCUGCGCCGAGAAAAGGAGGCAGAGGCGCUGCAGCGCAAGGAGGCAGCACGCACCCAGCGGCUGGAUGAGGAGGUGCGUUACUGGAAGAACUGCGGGCUGAUCCUGCGGCGGAAGCAAGCCGGUGACCUGGAAGUGCCACGAGAGUCCGAGGCGGGGCCGCAGGUAGAGAUGGAGAUUGAGGCGCUCCGGGCGCAAGCCAAAGAGCUCCGAAUCCAGAUCAAGGAGAUGGAACGCCUGGCAGCAUCGGGGCGUGCGCAGGAGGUGGACUUGAUCGCCAAGAACCAAUCUAUGGCUCACAGCAUCAGCAUGGCCGAAGCUGCAGCCAAAGCAUCCCGCGAGAAGGCGACGAGCCUUCGGGCGGAGCUGCAAGAGGCCAAGUCGUCGGAAGAACUGCCUCAAGCCUCGGGUUCUUUGAGACCUGAAGAGGUGGAGGAAGGACUUGGCGUGGAAGAAGUGGAGUAUUGGAGGCGGAAGGUGGACGAGAAGAAGGCGGAGGUGGAACGAGCCACAGCUGAUCAGCAGCGACUGCGUGGGACGCUGCGCCCCUCGACAGAAGACAGAACACUAAGCCAGCAAUUUCUGACAGCAUUCGCCAUGCGGCUCCUCGGCUGGCUCAUCAAUUUUCGGCUGGUGGCCGGGGAUUUUGCUCCCUGGUGCCAACCUGAUGCUGGCAGCUGUGUUGGAAGGCUUCAUCGAUUUGAGAAGCGACCAGCGGCCCCGGCCUUGCCAUGCUUUAAAGAGAUGCGUCCGGUCAUGCAGCUGGCAGACUGGGAUGGCGAUGGGGACUUGGACGUGUUGGUGGGGGAAAGCAGAAUCAUCUACAAGUGGUCCGACUCCCUCCACGACGUCGAGGCUAUCGGGUUACUUGGAGCAACACUCUCUGGCAUCAUCGAUCUUGCCGUGGUUGAUUGGGAUGGUGAUAGAAACUUGGAUUUGCUGCUGUGCUCUGAGAUGGAUGGCUCAGCCCGUAUCAGCUUGUUGAGACAUUCCGAGCUGCCGCUAAUGGGCGCCGGGGUGGACGAUCUGACCCUGCUGGUGGGUGUCAACGGGUCCAGAUGUUGGGGAUGGCAGGCCGUCGACUUCGACGAAGACGGGGAUGUGGAUCUUAUUGUUCAGCAAAGGUAUUUCGAGCGAACCUCACAAGCAGCAUUAGUCGAGCGGGCCGGGCAGCAAAGUCCCAUCAGCAUUUUCGGUGGGAAUAUCAAAGCAAUAGCUGACAUAGAUGGUGAUGGUCGCUUAGAGGUUGUGAUGAAAGGUUCCAGCGCUACUCAAGCCUCCGCUACUUUCGACGAAAGACUUUUUGUGGCCGACUGGAAUUCGGAUGGAUUGCCAGAUCUGAUGGUAGUAACAUUAAUUUUCCGAGGCAAUGGCAAUGACGGGGGAACACUCCUCUGUGACAUGUACGUCUACUAUCAACACAUCGUGGAAGCUGAUCUUUUGCACAAUUCCGUCAUGAACACCUUCGAGGAUGUUGAUCUCGGCCGCAACCCUCGUGAAAAGAAGCUCAGCCUCGUCGACUGGAACAAAGAUGGCUCUUUGGACCUCUUAGUGGGUUGGGACCGGAAGCAAAGCUUGCCGGAGCUAUAUGAGAGCCGCCGUGGCAGGGCCCAUGCAGUUACUUCGGCUUUCGAGAACGUCACAGCCACCUCGUUCCCCAGUUACUAUUAUAAUGGUUACAGGCUAGCAGCUGGAGACUUUGAUGGGGAUGGGGAGGUAGACCUUCUCAUAGCCAGUGAGGCUGAUGGAAGGCUGCACUACCACCGCCAGCUCUCAGGCCGUCUGCAAGCAGAAGAGUUAUGGCAUCCAUUCAGCAAUAUCACAGUCAAGUCAUACCGGCAGGAUGUAGGUCGGUAUCAACAACGAGAUUUCUAUCAUUUGGUGCAGCCUGUCUUCCUCGACUGGGACAGUGACGGUGACAUGGAUCUUCUACUUGGCUUGCCUGAUGGACGUUUUUUCGAGCAGCUAGUCGAUGGUUCCCUAAAGGAGUGGCCACUGGAGCGCAGCCCAGUGCGGAACGCAUUGGUGGAGUUGGAAGAGCUUGAUACAGCUAGCUAUGAUAUACGUAUGGAGAUGAUGAAGGCUUCUUGGAGUUUCGUGGAUUGUGAUGCUGAUGGCGACUUGGACAUGCUUCGCCUCUCUUUCUAUUAUUCUUAUGGAAACGGCGGACCAACUUGGAACCCUCGGCUGCAGGCCUGUGAGCACGACAGUACAGGGAAAUUGCGAUGCGAUGAUGACUUUCCGUGCUUGGGGACGAAUCUCAGCAAUUUUCUGACGGGCGCUGGUGCGGUCGGCCAGGUAGUGUCUUUCGACGUAGGAGAUGUGACCGAUGGCAACCUCAAGUUGAUCGCAGCCCACGAAGGGAGCAACCUCGCUGUGCUUUGGAGUGCUGGCUUUUGUGUUCCCGAAGUGCCCUGCCAUGCAAAAGGCCUGUGCACGUCCGGACAGAAGGACUGCAGCUGUGUUUCCGGCCACAACUUAAGUGACUGUUCCGGCUGCCAGCAGGAUUUCUACAGCAUGCCAGGGCAACUGGGCCAUCUGCACAGUUGCAUUGCGUGUCCUGGUGCGGAUGGCAAGACAUGUCAUGGUCGAGGCUUUUGCUUCGAUGAUGCUCUUGCGAAGCAGGUUCCGCAAGAGUCCACGGCAGCCUUGACGGCGACGGGCAAUGGAACUUGUCACUGUCUUGAAGUGCACUUCUUCGGCAGUGACGAAGCGGGUCGCAGCAGCUGCAUCGACGGCAUCUGUCCAGCUGGCACCGAAGAGAAGGAUGGCAGGUGUGAUCCAUGUAGUGCUGGUGCAGCCUCAGUGGCAGGAGACAUGUGUAAGAAAUGCCUUCCUGGAAAGUACUCGCUCUCUGGAAGUGCGAGCUGCUCCAAAUGCACUGCAGGGACCAUCUCAGAAGCAUCUGGGGCUUCAGCAUGUGAGGCAUGCCCAGCGGGAAGAUAUGAGCUUCAUCAGCAGUUCUGCCAGGAGUGCUCCCCUGGCUUCAUCUCCGUUCGCAACAGCAGCUAUUGCACGAAGUGCCCAGCUGGUUUUAUGGCACCAGAGUCGGGCAGCAGCAGCUGCGUCCCGGGUGCCGGCGGCUUCUUCUCCGAAGAGGGUAGUGCCCAAUGCCAGGAGUGCUCCCCUGGCUUCAUCUCCGUUCCCAACAGCAGCUAUUGCUCCCAAUGCCCAGCUGGCUCGAUGGCACCAAAGUCGGGCAGCAGCACCUGCAUCCCAUGUGCUGGCGGCUCCUUUGCGGACACCGGAAGUGCCAAAUGCCAGGAGUGCUCCCCUGGCUUCAUCUCCGUUCCCAACAGUAGCUAUUGCACGAAGUGCCCAGCUGGCUUUAUGGCACCAGAGUCGGGCAGCAGCAGCUGCGUCCCGUGUGCCGGCGGCUUCUUCUCCGAAGAUGGUAGUGCCCAAUGCCAGGAGUGCUCCCCUGGCUUCAUCUCCGUUCCCAACAGCAGCCAUUGUUCCCAGUGCCCAGCUGGCUCGAUGGCACCGAAGUCGGGCAGCAGCAGCUGCGUCCCAUGCGCUGGCGGCUUCUUCUCCAACGAGGGAAGUUCAAAAUGUGUGGCCUGUCCGUCUGGCAAAGAAGCAGCGCAUGCCAAAGCUGCCCCGCAAAUGAAGUAUCACUUCCCGAAAGUUCCGGGUGCACACGCUGUGAGGGACCUAUCGGCGCAAGGCCAAAAGUUGGUGCUGACCAGCUCGAUGAUGCAUUGGGUUCUCCCCUGGACGCUGCCAGAGGUGAGGUUCAGUGGCACCGACGUGCCUGCUUUGGACGGGCGUCGCUUUCGUUUGAAGACUCUGAACUCCUUCCAACUGAUGCUCGUCGAUGACAGCACGGAACUGUUGCCACUGGACACCUCGAUAGGACGCAUUCGCCUGAAGCCCCUCCGCGGUUUUCUGGUGACUGGCUUCUGGAGAUGUCCCCUCCUCGUCUGGUGCUUACUGCUUGUGGCAGCAGUUCUGGGACUCGCCAGCCAACUACGCUUUGCCUUGCUGUUGCUGGUCUGUGGCUCGGGCCUUGGUGCCGGCGCAGUGGGCUUUGCAUUGAGGCAGAGGCAAGACCGCACCUCUCUGGAAAAGCGCUGCCGUCAGUUCUUCAAGCAGUGGCCUCCGGUGCUACAGCGCUGCAGCCGUGGGCCAGACCGUUCCAUCACCGCAGGGCAGCUUCAGGAUUUCUUGCAGUUCUUCGAGACCUUCGUCAAGGAGCGAUCCAUGUACUACGUUUGCUCCAAUAUCGUCAAGCCGCUCACGAAGCCUUACCAGCUAUCCUUUGCGGAGUUGGUCGGUCCUAAAACAAUCCGGUGGUUCGUCAGUCACUUUUGGGGCAUGCCAGUGCAUCAUUUCAUGGACGCCGUUCGUAAACAUGCCCUGUCAGAUCAAGAAGAGUGGCGGGAAUCUGCAUAUUGGAUUUGCACAUUCAGCAACAGUCAGUGGCAUGUCAAGGAAGAGCUGGGCAAUGGCCAUUGGGAGCAAUCUUCGUUUUAUCUUGCUCUUACAAGCCCUGACUGCAAAGGAACUGCCAUGGUUCUUGACGAAGGUGUCCAGCCACUGCAGCGAAUUUGGUGCCUUUUUGAAGUUUAUCACACGAUUUGUUUAUCACGAGAUGGUCGUUCUCAAGGCCUGCUGCUCUGCACCUCCACGGGUGUGUUGCAAGAGGGCAAGGCCGGCGCAGAUGUCGCUGUGGCCGUGGCAGAGAGGGCCAAAGAUUUGGACACGCGGUCGGCCAAGGCCACAUCAGAGGAAGAUCGGCAGAUGAUCCAUCGGCUCAUAGAACAGAUGCCAGGAGGUUUUGAAGCCAUGAACUCCUUUGUGCGGGAGACGAUCUACUAUGCUUUGGAAGCUUCCCAUCAGCACUAUGAAAGUGCCUUCAAGAAGUUGGUCACGGAGUUUGCUGCUACACACGGCGCUUUGGUUUCCUCGACGUUGCCUUUGCCUACACUUCUCACCGGCCGUUCCACCCAUGGAGAGUUCCGGAGUGGAACAGGAAAUUCCAAAGGCUGGUAG
This is a messenger RNA of Symbiodinium necroappetens, 5250 nucleotides long. The record is from the annotation of a GenBank genome assembly. Lineage: Eukaryota; Dinophyceae; Suessiales; Symbiodiniaceae.